Molecule: messenger RNA, 540 nt
Organism: Zophobas morio
Lineage: Eukaryota; Metazoa; Arthropoda; Insecta; Coleoptera; Tenebrionidae
Product: extracellular exo-alpha-L-arabinofuranosidase-like
Exons: 2
Coding region: 56-463 (135 amino acids)
Source: RefSeq, a predicted model, not a curated record
AAAACUCUUCUCUCACACUUUUCGCAUUUAUUAUUCGGUACGACUUUUCGGCACCAUGAGGGACAGCGAUCACGACGAGUACGCCGUUAUUAGAAGCCAAACAAGUGACUUGGUUUUGGAUGCAAGUGAUUAUGAGGUAAAAGUUGAGCGCUUCACUGGACUUCCAGCACAACGAUGGAAACUGGAAAAUGCGUACCUCGGGACCUUCUUUUUUGUGAAUCAGAGCAAUGGAAAAGUCCUAGACAUACAGGGAUCACUAGAAAGCGGCCACAACCUGAUCACCUUUCCCAAUUUUGGCGGAGCAAAUCAGCAAUGGUAUGUGAAUUCGGAUAACACCAUCGUCAGUAUUAAAGGAAAUUUGGCGCUUGAUAUUUCUGGCGGAAAUCAGCAACCGGGCACCAAUGUAAUAGCGUGGGAGAAACAUGGGGGAGACAACCAGAAGUUCCGAAUUGAAUAUCAGUAGUCUUCAUUAAAUAAUUUUUGUUUCACAUACAACAUUUAUUGCAUUUUUAAACGAAGAAUAAAAUUAAAUGAUCUAAA